GAUCCAAACUCACUAAACAACAAAGUAAAUAUUUUCCUGAAAAGAAAUAAACCUGAGCCAAUGGCUUGUUAUCAGGCCUCUUCAGAGCUGGAUGGUGAGGUGUUGGAGAAGGGAUCCAUCUAAAGGCUACUGGAUGGUGGUUCUGGAAGACUGGACUUGUGCACACAGCCUCACUUUUUCACAGCACUGCAUCUUCUUUUUUCCAUUCUACUCCAUCGUCUCAUGUGUCAUGUGUUGGCGAUACCCGAAGGACCUGAUAGCAGCGAGAGGUUAAAGUCCUUGCUCGUUUCGCUUUAUGCCAGAUUGCACAGAUCUCUUCCUUCUUCCUUCUGUCCGUUCUCCUGCAAUCUUCUCUUAACUCCUCUCUGGGUUCGGCUCAAUCAAUCAUCUCUGCAGGAAAAAUGGCCACAGCUGGAAAGGUCAUCAAAUGCAGGGCAGCAGUGGCCUGGGAGCCCGACCAGCCUGUGGUCAUUGAGGAGAUUGAAGUUGCCCCACCACAGGCCAGUGAGGUCCGCAUUAAGAUAGUAGCGACAUCUGUGUGCCACUCGGACCUGUACCACCUUUUGCAGAGUAUGCCUAAAGAUGGCUUUCCAACAGUCCUCGGCCAUGAGGGUGCCGGCAUUGUGGAGAGUGUUGGAUCUGGAGUCACAGAAUUUCAGCCCGGAGACAAGGUGAUUCCUCUUUUCCUUUGCCAGUGUAAGGAAUGUCGUUUCUGUAAGAGUCCAAGGACCAACCAGUGUGAGAGAGCAUGGACCAGAGUUCGUCAAGAAAUUAUGGCUGGAGUCGAAUCCAGGUUCACCUGUAAAGGGAAGAGAGUUCAUCAAUUUAUGGGAACCAGUACUUUCUCUGAGUACACCGUGAUUAAUCAGAUAGCUGUGACUAAAAUCGACCCUGCUGCUCCUCUGGACAAAGUCUGCCUCCUCGGCUGUGGGAUCUGCACUGGCUAUGGAGCAGCAGUGAAUACUGCCAAGGUUGAACCGGGCUCCACCUGUGCCGUGUUUGGUUUGGGAGCUGUGGGUUUGGCUGCAGUCAUGGGCUGCAAAGCUGCAGGAGCCAAAAGGAUCAUCGCAAUCGACAUCAAUCCAGACAAAGCUGAGAAAGCCAAAGUGCUUGGUGCCACUGACUUUGUGAACCCCAAAGAUCACAGUAAACCCAUCCAGGAAGUGAUUGCUGGGAUGACUAAUGGGGGAGUGGACUUCUCUCUGGAGUGUGUCGGGAAUGUGGAGGUCAUGCUCAGUGCAUUGGAGUCCAGUAUGGAAGCUUGGGGUGUCAGUGUAAUUGUUGGCUGGACCGACAUGUAUGACAUCUCUAUCCGACCCCGUCACCUUAUCUGUGGACGCACAUGGAAAGGCUCCAUGUUUGGAGGGUUUAAAGGUAAAGACGGUGUAGCAGAGAUGGUUAAAGCCUACCUGGAGAAGAAGGUGAGGCUGGAUGAGUUCAUCACUCACAACAUGACACUGGACCACAUCAACGAUGCCAUUGAACUUAUGAAGAACUGCAAAUGCAUCCGGGCCGUCAUGACUGUUUCUCCUCAAUAACACCAACAUGAUGCCUUCAGGAACAACAGGAAUAACAGAGAAUGAUGACAAUUUCUAAACUCUAAUCAAUUCAGUUCAGAUGAUCAUUAAAACAUGUGGUGUUUUUCUUAAUAAAAGAAAAGCUGAAGCAGA
Molecule: messenger RNA, 1670 nt
Organism: Girardinichthys multiradiatus
Lineage: Eukaryota; Metazoa; Chordata; Actinopteri; Cyprinodontiformes; Goodeidae
Product: alcohol dehydrogenase 1-like
Exons: 9
Coding region: 402-1538 (378 amino acids)
Biological process (GO): formaldehyde catabolic process
Cellular component (GO): cytosol
Molecular function (GO): zinc ion binding; S-(hydroxymethyl)glutathione dehydrogenase [NAD(P)+] activity
Source: RefSeq, a predicted model, not a curated record